This is a messenger RNA of Microthlaspi erraticum, 249 nucleotides long. The record is from the annotation of a GenBank genome assembly. NCBI's taxonomy places the organism in Eukaryota, Viridiplantae, Streptophyta, Magnoliopsida, Brassicales, Brassicaceae.
AUGAUCAAAAGAGCCGCAAGCUGCUUAGCGAAUAUCCUCACGACUCUCCGCGUCCGGCGCUGCGUGGCGGUUGUGUUGGUCCCCGUCGCGGCGGAACCAGACCUCCUCGUCACCGGCUUCACCGAUCAACGACAGCCUCCGCGCGGAUCGGAUCCCUGCUCGCGUCCGCCUAGCAUUCGCCGCCGGAGUCGCCGGUCAUCUGCAUCGUUUAAUCUGGGAUUGACUACACGAUCGCACGCACCGCCUUGA